Strongylocentrotus purpuratus (purple sea urchin) is the source of this 762-nucleotide messenger RNA. Its product is annotated as G-protein coupled receptor 1-like. Gene Ontology annotation, biological process: neuropeptide signaling pathway. Gene Ontology annotation, cellular component: membrane. The record is from RefSeq and is a predicted model, not a curated record. NCBI's taxonomy places the organism in Eukaryota, Metazoa, Echinodermata, Echinoidea, Camarodonta, Strongylocentrotidae. The transcript is spliced from 2 exons. The coding region runs from base 1 to 762 and encodes 253 amino acids. Gene Ontology annotation, molecular function: neuropeptide receptor activity.
AUGGCAUUAUUUUUAGGACUACCCGGCAAUGCCAUCAUUCUCCAAGCUUACGCACGGAAGAAACGGAAGACGAGCACGGAUAUCCUCAUCAUGGCCCAGGCAUCAGUCGAUUUCAUCGCUUGUGUAUUCACGCCUGUAUUUAUCUUCGCAAGUGGUUUUCCUGAUCUAGUCACCGAUGGUCUGUGUCAGAUGACAGCGGUCACGGGAGAGCUCACAGCUCACACCACUCUUUUACUGACCACCGCAAUCAGCAUCGAUCGCUACGUGGUCGUAUGUCAUCCGUUCCGACGUCGCAUGACGGUGCGGAUGUCGAUUUCCUUACUGAUAAUCUGCACGCUCUUCGCCACCGCUUUCAGCUCGGGCAUUGCCGUCUUGACGGAACCACAUGCAGUUAUUUGCAAUGGGAGACGAUUAUGUAUAAUUUCGUCAUCCAACUCCACGGGUUAUCUCGCAUUUGAGAUGACCUUUGCAGCCUUGUUCUUCGUCUCAUUUACAACGACCACUCUCUUCUACGCUCUCAUCUACGCUUUCCUCCGAAAAAGAGCAAAGAUUCACGCCGAACUGGUAAACAAUGAUCUCCCUCUAGCUGCCAUCAGUUCAAAGAACAGUUCGCUCGAGUCGAACUCGAGAAUAGACCAGCCCGAAACAAAUCAACAUUCAUCGCCUUUAGAGAUUUACAUCUGCUUGGGAAACUGGCGCAAACUUAUCAAGACGAUGGUCACUGACUUCUACUUCAGCGAUGUUGGAAGACGAAGAAAAUGA